This is a messenger RNA of Physcomitrium patens, 5378 nucleotides long. RefSeq names its product translocase of chloroplast 101, chloroplastic-like. Lineage: Eukaryota; Viridiplantae; Streptophyta; Bryopsida; Funariales; Funariaceae. The record is from RefSeq and is a predicted model, not a curated record. Gene Ontology annotation, cellular component: chloroplast outer membrane. Gene Ontology annotation, molecular function: GTP binding; GTPase activity. Gene Ontology annotation, biological process: protein targeting to chloroplast.
CAUCACGUCACCCCCACAGUAGUAGUAGUGCCCUCUUGUGCUUAUGCAGGCGAGAGAGCGAGAGACAGAGACAGAGAGUGAAAGAGAGUGAACGAGAUAGUUAGUGAGGUAGAGUUCCUCUUCCUCUUUGGAUUGCCUCACUCUCCGCCACAGCCCCUUCCCACCCUCUUCUUCCCCAUCUCACCCCGCAGAUGAGGGUGCACAGAUAAAAGAAGAAGAAUCCUUCAAGGCCUUUGUUUGGGUGAUGGUUGGUGCUGCCCCGGGGAUGUUACACUGACGCCACAGUAUUAAGUUGAGGUUUUGGCGACGCUUUUGGAUUCAUGGAUACCUCUAGCAAGGUGAGCAGCAUGGAGGGGAACAAGGAGACCACUGAAGAUGCGAGUGUUGCGGUUGAAAGGAGUAACGGCGGUGGACCUAAUGGAGUGGAAAUUGAAGGGAGGGGUGAUUCGUACGUGGGCCCCAGUCCUCCUCGGGCACCUGUAACCGAUGACACGGAAGAUGAAGUAGAGGAAGUUGACGGAAGCGGAGACAACGAUAGCUUCGACAGCGCCGUUGAGAGGUUUGGUGCCUCCUCUGCUGCAAGUGUUGAGCCUUCCAGCCCUGUGAGUUCAUACGCUGAUGCUCUGAAGACCAAGGAUACAGCACCAGAGGUGAAGGAAGAGGAAAGCGUCGAGAAAGACGAGAGCAACAAAGUAAAGGAGAAUGGAGGCGGCAGUAGCGCGAAGGAUGAGGCUAGGGCUAGGAACUCUGAAGGAGAAGAAGAAUUUUCCGAGGUUCCUAUUAGGACCAUGCCUGUUGCCAAAGUUACUACCGUGGACGAAGAUCAAGAUGGUGACGUCGAGGAAGACGAUGAAGAAGAGGUGGACAAUGAAGAAGAAUUCGAAGAAGCGAAUGACCAAGUUUUUGGAGAGGAGGAAUACGCUACCUCCACUGCAUUUAGACAAGAGUACGAAGGCAGUUUACCACGUAGUAUGCCACGAAUCAUAGCUCGGGAGUCUGGUGAUGAUAUCUCUGACGAAUUUUCGGAAGAGGAAUUUAACGAAGAGGAAACGGAAGAUGAAGCCGAGCAGGAAGAGGGAGGUGCUGUAACGGAGGCAACUGGUAAGGAAGAAUUUGGAAAAGAGACGACCUCCAAGGAGGUGACCGACAUUCCCUUAGUAGAGCAACCUGCAGAGACUGAAGUUGGUGAUCGUUUGAAGUCGGACGAUAGCUCGAAUGUAGAGAACUUCGUGAAUACACAGGGUAGCGGUCGUGAAGAUGUUAGUGAAGAACAGCGGGGCUUGGAAGUAUCGCUCCAAGCGGCCAAGAUCGAAGAAGCCCAGGUUGUAGAGUCUGAACAGCCUCACGAGGAAGAGAAAGAACUGACUCGGGCAGUUUCGUCACUUGUUGCUGAACCUGAAAAUUUUGAUGUAGGAGUAAAGGAAGUAGUUGCCUCUGAAGUAGUUCCUCUUGCAACGGUAGAUGUGAAGGAGGGUGAAUUGGAGACGACUGACGAAGCAACCACUGCACCGAAAAUGGAUGUAGAGAAUAGAGAAUGCUCAGCCGAUUUGGCUGAAGAGUUGCGAAAGCUAUCUGCCUCUCGCUCACUGAGCGAAGAGGUUUUCACGAAUGAAGAAGCUGAGCCUGCAGUGGGUACUGAGAAUGCCUCCACUGAUAGCAAGCCUGACGAGGUGAAGGAAUUCGAUGUCGAUUCUUUUCCUGUAACUGAGUCAAACUAUGUUGUCAGAAGGGCCGCAUCUAACGACCUUGUGGCUGAGCUGGAGAAGUUAGCUGCUGCUCGAUUGGAGAAUGAAUCGAGCGAUAAUGCCACAAUUCCUGUCGAAGAAGAUAGCAAGGCUGAUGUGAAGGAUACCUCACAAGACAUCACCGUAGCAACUGCCAGUUCAUCCGAGGGAGCUAAUAAGGAAGACGAACCUGCAUCGACAGAAUCUAGUUCCCCUAAAGAACCUGAAGUGGAUGAUGGUGAGGGCUCUGUUGAAGUGCAGUCAUCAAUUAUUGAAGACCUUGAGAAAGUUGGCAAUGAUUUCACUCCUAGUAAUGCUGAAAAGGGAUCUUCCGAGGCACAGAUAGUGGAAGAGAAUAAGGUGGGAGUAGACCCUGCCCUUGUCAGUGAAGGGGCACCUGAGGGUGUUAUUGAAGGUCCAGCAGUGGUAUCUAGUCCGGCGAAGAUGUACACUGCCUUGAAAGCGGUGGACGACGAAAUGCCUCCCUUGAAGUCCGAGAAUAAAGCUGUAGUUGAGACAGAAAAGGUAGAAUCAAAACCACGGGGCUUCUCAGCGAUAGAUUUCGCUGAGGAAGAUGGUGACUCGGACGCUGAUGCUGAGGACGAGGAUGAUGAGGAUGACGAAGAUGAUGACGAAGAUGACGAUGAUGAAGAUGACAAAGAUAUGGUUACUGCCAAAGCGCUAGCAGAGCUAGCCAAUGCAGUUGGAAAAUCUGGGGAUGGUGCUGAGAGUGGUAAAAAGUCAUCAAUGGGUGCAGCUGGACCCUCUUUGCCCUCUUUACCUCAACGGCCAGCUGUUAGGAAAACAGCUGCUGCAACAGCAUUAGACACGGCUGGCAGGAUUACCCAACGUCCUAACGGUGCUCCGUCAACCCAACUCACAGCUACAACCGAAGAGAACGCAAACAGUGACACAGCCGAAGGCAAUGAAACUCGAGAGAAACUUCAGAAUAUCAGGGUUAAGUUUUUGAGGUUGGCUCAUCGUUUGGGUCAAUCCCCGCAGAACGUGGUCGUGGCCCAAGUGUUGUAUCGUCUGGGAUUGGCAGAGUCAUUGAGAGGUGGCAACACGUCCAAUCGCGCGGGAGCAUUCAGUUUCGACCGCGCCAACGCCCUUGCGGAAGAGCAGGAAGCAGCUAACCAAGAGGAGGAGCUUGACUUUGCAUGCACAAUUUUGGUUCUUGGAAAGACUGGAGUUGGAAAGAGUGCGACCAUUAACUCGAUAUUUGAUGAUCGCAAGUCAGUGACAAGCGCCUUCAAACCAUCGACCAACAAAGUCCAAGAGAUUGUUGGAACUGUGCACGGUAUCAAGGUUAGGGUGAUAGACACACCUGGGCUACUCCCUUCUGUGGCAGAUCAACAACACAAUGAGCGCAUCAUGGGGCAAGUCAAGAAGCACAUCAAGAAGGCGUCCCCAGACAUUGUUUUGUACUUCGAUCGUCUGGACAUGCAGAGCCGUGAUUUCGGCGAUCUUCCUCUGCUAAAAACCAUUACUGACCUGUUCGGAGCUGCGGUUUGGUUCAAUGCCAUCGUGGUGUUGACCCACGCCUCUUCUGCCCCUCCAGACGGGCCCAAUGGAGUUCCACUGAGCUACGAAAUGUUUGUAGCACAGAGGUCUCAUGUUGUGCAGCAGACGAUUCGACAAGCAGCCGGAGACAUGAGGUUGAUGAACCCCGUAUCACUGGUGGAGAACCACCCUGCUUGCAGAACCAAUCGCAAUGGGCAGAGGGUUCUACCCAAUGGGCAAAUUUGGAAGCCACAAUUGCUGUUGCUCUGUUUUGCCUCGAAGAUAUUAGCCGAGGCCAAUUCGCUGCUGAAGCUUCAAGAGACAGCCACUCCGGGCAGACCGUUUGGACAGCGAUCUCGGGUGCCACCUCUACCAUUUUUGCUUUCCUCUUUGCUUCAAUCCCGAGCUCAGCUGAAGUUGCCAGACGAGCAACUUGAUGAGUCGGAUGAGUCCGAUGACGAUGAGGAGGAAGAGGAUUCUGAAGCGGAUGACUACGAUGAACUUCCUCCUUUCAGACCACUCUCCAAAGAAGAACUGGAGGAGCUUACCAAAGAGCAACGGCAAGACUACAUGGAUGAGCUUGCUGACCGAGAGAGGUUGUUCCAAAAGAAGCAAUACAGGGAAGAGAUGCGCAGAAGGAAGGAGAUGAAGAAACGUCAGGCACAGAUGUCUAAGGAGGAAUUGGCUCAACCUGACGAAGCAGAUGAUGAGGCCGGACAACCUGCUGCAGUGCCAGUUCCCAUGCCAGACAUGGCAUUGCCUCCUUCAUUCGACUCUGACAAUCCCACUCACAGGUAUCGCUACUUGGAGACCGCGAACCAGUGGUUGGUGCGUCCUGUUCUGGAGACGCACGGGUGGGAUCACGACGCUGGGUACGAUGGGUUCAAUGUGGAGAAGAUGUUCGUGGUGAAGAACAAGAUCCCUGCGUCCAUCUCGGGGCAGGUGACGAAAGACAAGAAGGAGUCGCAGGUGAACUUCGAAGCAGCGGCGUCGCUGAAGCACGGAGAGGGGAAGGUGACUCUGACGGGAUUCGACGUUCAGACCAUCGGAAAGGACUUGGCAUACACACUGCGAGCAGAGACGCGGUUCAACAACUUCAAGAGGAACAAGACGACGGCAGGAGUGACGGCGACGUACUUGAACGACACGAUUGCGGCGGGGGUGAAGCUGGAGGACAGGAUCUUGAUAGGGAAGAGGGUGAAGAUGGUGGUGAACGGGGGAGUGCUGACAGGGAAGGGCGACAAGGCGUUCGGCGGAAGCCUGGAGGCGACGCUUCGGGGGAAGGAGUACCCGUUGAGUCGGACACUGUCGACUUUGGGGCUGUCAGUGAUGGACUGGCACGGAGACCUUGCGAUCGGGGGGAACUUACAGUCGCAGUUCAUGGUGGGGAAGACGAUGAUGGUGGGGAGGGCGAACUUGAACAACAGGGGAUCGGGUCAAGUGAGCAUCAGAGCGAGCAGCUCGGAGCAGCUGCAGAUGGUUCUGAUUGGGAUAGUUCCGAUACUGAGGUCGCUGAUCAACUGCCGCUUCGGCUUCGGUGGUGGUCAGUCCUCACAGUAGAUUGCUAGGUAUCUUUAAGAUAAUUUUAGUUGCCCGUUGCCCUUCUGACAGCUCGCUUCGCACAAGCGAAGAUUUCUGGAUGCUCAGCAAAUUUUUGUAGAAGUUAAAUGUUUUGGUGCUGGGCGAAAGUGGUGGCAUCCAUCUGUGCAGCAGCUGUGCAAGGAAGUCCAGGGCAACGGUGUUAGGAAGUCAGUUGCUCGUAUUGAUCAGUAAUACGAUUGUUUUGAAAGGAGAGUAAUCUUAGCACGAGGUUUGUGAGGGCUGUUUUCGCAUGUGGGAAUUUGUUGCCUCCUGGUCGCCAACUUUCAGUGUGUGGAGUUUCAUUCUCCGCACACAUGUGCUCUGUAUUGUAGUGAACUUGAAGCUACUAGAGAAUGCAAUGACAGAAGGAUUUCGUCUGCGGGCAUAGGAAUUUGUAGCGAGUCUGGGUUGUUAGUGGUAUAUUAUCACCGUGACAUGUUGACGGCUUGAUAGCCAUUUCUGUUUCGGCUUUCAAGGAGAACUCUGUUGUAGCAGUGAUUUCAAUGUACCUGGAGCUGUGCUUUCAAAUCAAGGCUCUCCUCACUCUAUGCUCAUUUUAUCAGUUUGGUA